Messenger RNA from Oryza brachyantha (malo sina), 1856 nucleotides. RefSeq names its product chromatin assembly factor 1 subunit FAS2 homolog. The transcript is spliced from 13 exons. The record is from RefSeq and is a predicted model, not a curated record. NCBI's taxonomy places the organism in Eukaryota, Viridiplantae, Streptophyta, Magnoliopsida, Poales, Poaceae. Gene Ontology annotation, cellular component: CAF-1 complex; nucleus. Bases 83 to 1588 code for a protein of 501 amino acids. Gene Ontology annotation, biological process: DNA replication-dependent chromatin assembly; nucleosome assembly. Gene Ontology annotation, molecular function: protein binding.
AUUCCCCCUCCCAUUUCCCGCCUUCCCCAAAAUCUCCCAAACCCUAGUCGACUCCGGAGGCGGAGGCGGAGCCGGAGUUGAGAUGCGGGGCGGGACGGUGCAGAUCAACUGGCACGACCAGCAGCCGGUGCUCACCCUCGACUUCCACCCCGUCUCCCGCCGCCUCGCUACCGGCGGCAGCGACCACGAUAUCAAGAUCUGGGUGAUAGCGUCGGAUGAUUCGAACAAGAAGCUCCCUACUGCCACCUACCACAGCAGCCUCUCCUCCCACAGCUCCGCGGUGAACGUUCUUCGCUUCUCGCCUUCUGGUGAAAAUCUAGCGUCCGGUGCCGAUGGUGGUGGUAUUAUCCUCUGGAAGUUGCAUUCCACCGAGGAUGGCGAGGCUUGGAAAGUACACAAGACAUUAUUGUUCCAUCACAAGGAUGUUCUUGACCUGCAAUGGUCCCAAGAUGGUGCAUUCCUUGUUUCUGCUUCGGUUGAUAACAGUUGCAUUAUAUGGGACGCUAUUAAAGGUUCAGUGCAACAAAAGUUGGAGGGUCAUUUGCAUUAUGUUCAAGGUGUGGCGUGGGAUCCUCUGGGUCAAUAUGUUGCUUCACUGAGCUCUGACAGAACCUGUAGAAUAUAUGCAAAUAAGCCCCAAGGCAAGUCAAAGAACGUAGAGAAGAUGAACUUUGUUUGCCAGCAUACGCUGGUGAAGGCAGAACAUCAAAGUCCUGAUGAGUCCAAGCCACCAACUAGAGUUCAUUUGUUUCAUGACGAAACAUUACCAUCUUUCUUCCGAAGAUUAGCGUGGUCGCCUGAUGGAUCUUUUCUGGUAUUGCCAGCAGGUUUAUGCAAAUAUUCUUCUGAAGUGAUCAAUACUGCUUAUAUUAUGUCAAGGAGAGACCUAUCAAGGCCUGCAAUACAACUCCCUGGUGCAAGUAAAGCAAUAGUGGCAGUGCGCUUUUGCCCUGUUCUCUUUAGGCUGCGUGGUUCUCAAUCAGAUGGUUUCUUCAAGCUUCCUUACAGAGUUAUUUUUGCUGUUGCUACUUUGAACUCCCUGUAUGUUUAUGACACUGAGAGUGUUGCUCCUAUACUAAUACAUGCUGGUCUUCACUAUGCUGCCAUUACUGAUAUUGCAUGGUCUUCUGAUGCCAAGAACCUGGCAGUGUCAUCACGAGAUUGUUUCUGUACUAUCAUUGAGUUUGAGAAGGAGGAAUUGGGGCAGCCCUAUAGUCUCUCUGGAACAAAGGAACUUGCUGAAAGGAAUGCUAAUUGUGAGAACACGAAGCAAUUAAAGGUGGACAGUAUGGAAGUUGAUGCUGGUGCCAGCAAAGCUAAGGCGGAAGCCAGUUCUGCCGCAGCCGUUGAAGUGACACCACCACCAGUGGUGGCCCAGAACAAUAUAUUGAUGACAAAGAACUCUGCUGAAGGAAAUGUGACAUGUGAAAACAAGGUGGACGGCAUGGAAGUUGAUGUUGCCGCAAGCGAAGCUAAAACGGAGGCCACUCCUGUGGUUGUACAAGUGACAACGCCACCAGUAUCGACCAAGAACAGUGCAUCAAGUAAGCCUACUAAGAAGCGAAUUACUCCUAUUGCAAUUAACUAAAUAAUUCAAGUAGUUAGGACCUAGAAUUAUGAAAUCUGCUGUAGUGAUAGCAAGUACAAGAAUCUACACUUAGGCCACCCUGUAAAGAAACUUAUUUUGCAACCUGUGUUCAACUUCUGGCCUACCCCCCAGAAAUUCCGGUUAUGCUAAUAGCACAUAGUGAAGCAUUUAUAUGAACAGAAAUCUUGUGUCAGUGAGUACAUUUGGUUAUGACUUGACUUGCAGCCGCCAGAUGCCUAUUUGACAGUCGUUUCUUUUUACCAAUUCC